Molecule: messenger RNA, 580 nt
Organism: Panicum hallii
Lineage: Eukaryota; Viridiplantae; Streptophyta; Magnoliopsida; Poales; Poaceae
Exons: 3
Coding region: 86-319 (77 amino acids)
Source: RefSeq, a predicted model, not a curated record
AACGCCUUCCUCCUCCUCCUCUCCUCAUCUUUCCCCACCCCACGCCACACCAACCCUUCUCGCACCACCACCACCACCAGCAGCCAUGGGCGGCGGCAACGGCCAGAAGUCCAAGAUGGCUCGCGAGAGGAACGCCGAGAAGAACAAGGGAGCCAAGGGCAGCCAGCUCGAGGCCAACAAGAAGGCCAUGAACAUCCAGUGCAAGAUCUGCAUGCAGACUUUCAUCUGCACCACCUCUGAGGCCAAGUGCAAAGAGCACGCCGAGGCGAGGCAUCCCAAGAACGACCUCUACCAGUGCUUCCCCCACCUCAAGAACUAGUAAGCAGCAGCAUAUGCCUGCUCUGACAAGAGGCAUAUGCUCUACCAGAACCACAAAGAGAGAACUUUCUUGAUCCAUUAGUAUUGUUAUCAUCAUCAUGUACGUAAUGACUGGUGGCCCUAUGUAUUACGGGCCUGAACUGCUGUCGCAGCUGCUGCUUCGGUUGUGUUUGCCCCAUCUAAAUAUGUAAUCCUUCGCUGUCAACCUGUUGCGUUACAACAUCGAUUGUGUGGAUCUGUGAUGCCCAUGCUUGCACAAUAA